GACACGAACUCAUUUGGUUUCCGUCUUGGAUAAUGCCUACCUUCAAGAUGCAUCUCGCGGUGAAUCGAUUAGAAUCUCGGUUUCGACAUCAUGGCCAUAGUCCGCGCGCAACCGGACCACCAUCCGGUCAAGGUUGCAGCCCCAAGCUCGGCGUCUUCGUCCGCAGACAGCGACACCGAAGCAGGGCGCACAGCAGCAGCACUUCCGCCGUCCGAUCAAGCCCCCAUUCCCCUGCAGACCUCUGUACAGAUAGAUGACAAGCCGGCAAUCCCACUCCCCGGCUGGAAGCGAUGGUUCGCUCUCUUCUCCAUCUGCGUGGCCGUGUUCCCCUCCAACUUCAACAACACAUGUAUCAUGUCUGCAGUCCCCGAGGUGUCCGCCGAUCUGCAGACAGCCGAGCACGUGGUGGUUGCUGCAAACGCCGGCAUGUUUGGCGCCAUGGCCCUCUGUGUCUUUGUAUGGAUGCCCCUCGGCGUCCUCCUGGGCCGACGGACAGCCGUUCUUGUGGCAAACGCCGUCGUCUGCGCCUGCUCGCUCAUCUCGGCACUCGCGCCCAACGUGGUGGUUUUCACGGCUUUUUGGCUCAUCUCCGGCCUGACGACCCCCUUCUUGCUAGUCGCGGGCCAGACCAUCUUGUCUGACAUCUUUGAGCCGACAACUCGAGGGUUUGCCACAGGUCUAAUUCUGGGCAUGUCAACAAUCGCAAAGGCAAUAGGUCCUUUGAGCGGAGCUCUUAUCGUGACAGUCACCAGUUGGCGGGUCAUUUUUGGUGCCUCGGCCCUCGUAUCCUUCACAGCGCUUGUGCUAUGUUUCUUCUUUGUCCCUUCUGCGACUGGCCAUGGACCACAAAAGCAUCCAUCAGAAAUCCAAGCCCAGCCAACAGCUCGACGUGGGCCGCUCGAGAUUCUAUUGAUGUUCAAUCCAGUUGCUGUGUUUCGGCCUAUGAAGGACCCAAGAGUUGUGCUAACGCACCUCUCUUGUGGUCUCGCAAGCUUUAAUCUAUACAGUCUGCUCUCGUCGAUCCGCAGCUCCGUCGCCCCGCGCUUCAACCUCACCACACCGGUGAGCAGUGGCCUGUUCUAUCUUGCCCCGGGCAUCGGGUUCUUGGUCGGCAAUUUAGUGGGAGGCCGCCUGUCGGAUUACACAGUGAGAAAAUGGAUCGUCAAGCGUGGCGGCAUGCGGCUGCCCAGCGACAGGCUGCGCUCCUGCCUACCCGCCACUCUGCUGCUCGCUCCCGCGGGGACCCUGGCCUUUGGAUGGAGCGUCCAAGAGAGAGCCGGCGGCAUGGCACUUCCGAUCGUCGCGACCUUUUUCCAGGGCAUUGGGUUGAUGGAUGCGUUCAAUGGACUGAACACUUAUGCUGCAGAGGUCGUUCCCGAGUCUAGAAACGCCAUAAUUAGCUCCAAAUAUCUCCUACAGUAUACGUUUGCGGCUGCUGGUGUCGGGAUAUCGCCUCUGCUGCUGCAAAAUGUCGGUGUUGGUUUCACGUUUACACUGACUGCGGCAGCAGCCAUGAUCGGAGGCAUCUUGAUUGCUCUCCUUGUUGUCAGUGGAAGUGGGAAUGGGGUAGCGCUGCCACGUUUCAAGACGAAUUGUGGCAGCAAAGAGAACGGUUCCCAGUCCUAGAUAUAGACUUGAGAGUUUUUUUUUGUAGAAGACUAAAGACAUAGAGCACAUACAGAAAUUGGAAAUUACCUUGAUGCAUCGUAC
Molecule: messenger RNA, 1710 nt
Organism: Pyricularia oryzae 70-15
Lineage: Eukaryota; Fungi; Ascomycota; Sordariomycetes; Magnaporthales; Pyriculariaceae
Exons: 6
Coding region: 91-1626 (511 amino acids)
Biological process (GO): transmembrane transport
Molecular function (GO): transmembrane transporter activity
Source: RefSeq, a predicted model, not a curated record